Messenger RNA from Fusarium poae, 1329 nucleotides. RefSeq lists its product as uncharacterized. NCBI's taxonomy places the organism in Eukaryota, Fungi, Ascomycota, Sordariomycetes, Hypocreales, Nectriaceae. The coding region runs from base 1 to 1329 and encodes 442 amino acids. The record is from RefSeq and is a predicted model, not a curated record. The transcript is spliced from 2 exons.
AUGUCGCGCUGCCAGGUCGCCAUGAGGCCGAUCUCUCGGCAGCUGCGGCCAACAUGUCCCAGCAUUGUCCGGCCCUUCACCUCUGCCGCCAUCCGCCGAACACCAGCAGCCGAAACUCAGACUACUACGCCCACCGAAGCAGACCUUGAUCCGAACACGGUGCUCCCCGAAUUCGAGGAGCAGCUCAUGAAGUCUGGAAAGAUGCCAAUUGGUUCCCGUCGUCGUCGUUUAGCCAUCCGCAGCACUGGAGAUCUCCCAUUCGAGCACCUUCCCUACCAGGCUUUCCAAGAAGCCCGCAAGAUUCUGUCGGUUGAUCGAGAAGAGAAGCUGGGAAAGAUUCAGAAGGAGAUUGAGAAGAUUUCUCGGCUGGAGGCUACGAAACCUGAGGAUGUCAAGGGUGGUCAACAUAUAAAGGAUAUGAGGUUGAGGGGUCUACGAAAAUACGUUGAAGAGCUCAAGAUCCUUGCGGAUGCUAACGACCCUGUCGUUAAGAAGCGUUUUGAGGAUGGGACGGGCGAUAUGAACAAGCCUAUUUAUCGUCACUACGCUGAAGUCAAGUGGCGCUCAUACGACCAGCGACUUAUCAACCAACGUAUCAAGCAGUUCAACAUUGUUCCUGAUGUGCUCCCCAAGCUCGAGCCCACUGCCGACGUUCAGCUAUACUUCCGCCAACUAAAGGUUCCUCCCGGCCAAAUCGUCGACAGUAUCGUCAGCGAAAAGCCCCCACGUCUACGUGUGCAGGUCUUUGACAAGGGCGAGCGUCUGGUCUCUAUCGUCGUCCUCGACUCGGAUGUGCCUAACCCUGACUCCGACACUUUUAACAAGCGCUGCCACUUCCUCGCAGCCAACAUCCCCAUCAACCCCAACGACACUUCUCUACCCCUGAGCAGGAUAAAGGCUGAGGAUCAGCUCGCCCUACCAUGGAUGCCCGCAUUCUCACAAAAGGGAGCUCCUUACCACCGUCUCGGCAUCUACCUCCUCGAGCAGGAACCCGGUCAAAAGAUCGACGUCUCCAAGCUUAAGGAACUCUACAGUCAACGAGACGGUUUCUCUCUCAAGUCGUUCCGCGACAAGUUCAACACAACGCCGUUUGGCUUCAACAUGUUCCGAAGCGUUUGGGACGAGAACACCGCAGCUGUCAUGGCCCGACACAACAUUCCCGGUUCCGAUAUCGAGUUUCGUCCUACCCGUGUUCACAGUCUCAAGCCACCAGUCAAGCCUCGUGGAUGGGAAGCCAAGCGACAAGGGCCCAAGUACCGCCACCUUUGGAAGUACACCAAGAACAUCAGAGGCAUCUCCAACUCAAGGGGAUGGAUCAAGAGGAGGUAG